AUGCUGUGUCACCUAAGAAUCUGCAUGAUUUUAAGGUUGCAAGCGCAUCUGCAUGGAAAAACACUGGCACAGGAGAAUGUUGUACCGAAUUUGAUGCCCGGCGCUAACGGAAUUGAGAGCGUUUCAGUGCAACAGAAUAAUGCUGUGUCACCUAAGAAUCUGCAUGAUUUUAAGUUAAGCGGCAGUUGCGAAAUCGCAAAUAGGCAGGGAAAUAUCUAUUUCUGCUUUGAUCGGCUAUUGUUUCGAUGUCUUGUUCUCGGUUUUUAUGCAGUUUACAGCUUUCUCGAGUCUGAGUUAGUACUGGAACGGAAUAAUGAAGCGAAUGUUCUUGCACCACCACCACCGCAGCAGCAGCAGCAGCAAUUAGCGAAGCCCAUAAAUGAAAGCAAAUUUGGUGAAGCAAAUGCACUGGCAACGAAACAACGCGAAUCGUCAAAAUUGGAAGAUAUUUUGGGUGUCAAGAAAGUUUCGAAUUCUGCGCUGGAUAAGCGUCUGAGUGGUCUUGGUCAUGUUGAUGCGGGCAAGGAAAACGCUGAUGGAAAAGAGGUGGUUGGUGGAGAAUACAAUGAUGCUCAAAGUGCAGAGUCUGAGUUAGCACUGGAACGUAAUAAUGAAGCGAAUGUUCUUGCACCACCACCACCGCAGCAGCAGCAGCAAUUAGCGAAGCCUAUAAAUGAAAGCAAAUUUGGUGAAGCAAAUGCACUGGCAACGAAACAACGCGAAUCGUCAAAAUUGGAAGAUAUUUUGGGUGUCAAGAAAGUUUCGAACCCUGCGCUGGAUAAGCGUCUGAGUGGUCUUGGUAAUGUUGAUGCGGGCAAGGAAAACGCUAAUGGAAAAGUGGUGGUUGGUGGAGAAUACAAUGAUGCUCAAAGUGCAGAAGGUCAGAAGAAACAGCAGCAGCAGCAGGCCGGUGAAGAAGCAAAUCUCUGA
Messenger RNA from Gongylonema pulchrum, 930 nucleotides. The record is from the annotation of a GenBank genome assembly. NCBI's taxonomy places the organism in Eukaryota, Metazoa, Nematoda, Chromadorea, Rhabditida, Gongylonematidae.